GAGAAUAAGGUGGCAUUAUCCAUCACGAUGUGCCAUUUGGUGUUUAAGUUUGUGGUCUCGGGUCUGGUACGGCAGCUUUUGGAAUGUAAGACUGGCACACCAAGAGUGGUCUUAGACUGGGGAACGUAUGUCAGACGAGUUGCUCCGGCAGGGCUAGUCAGCUCCUUGGAUAUUGGAUUAUCAAACUGGAGCUUCGAGAUGAUCACAAUAUCAUUGUACACAAUGUCCAAGUCAACUGCUGUGAUAUUUAUUUUGAUGUUCUCUCUCUUCUUCAAGCUGGAGAAGUUUCGCUGGAGUUUGGUUGCCGUUGUGUUGUUCAUCUUUACGGGUCUCUUUUUGUUCACAUUCCGCUCAACACAAUUCGAACUACUUGGGUUCAGCCUGGUCAUGACUGCCUCUGCAUUAUCAGGGCUCAGGUGGACUUUGGCCCAGAUUUUGUUGCAGAGGGGUGAGUUAGGGCUGCAUAACCCAGUAGACAUGAUGUUCCAUAUACAGCCGUGGAUGAUGUUGUCAUUAUUUCCUUUAUCCGCUCUUUUUGAAGGUGACGUUGUGUCAACUACAGAAAAGUAUUUUCGGUUCUCUGAGUGGUCUGUGUUACUGAGCAGCAUUGGUACCAUUUUGCUGGGAGGGUUUCUAGGCUUCAUGCUGGAGUUCAGCGAGUAUCUACUUCUGUUUCACACCUCCAGCUUAACCAUGUCUAUUUCUGGUGUCUUUAAGGAAUCGUGCAUCCUGGCACUUGCCUACCUGGUCAACCAUGACCCCAUGAAUGCUGUCAACGCCAUCGGCUUGCUUGUGUGUCUGAUGGGUAUAGUCAUCCAUGUGGUAGCCAAGGCUGUGGACA
Molecule: messenger RNA, 841 nt
Organism: Candidula unifasciata
Lineage: Eukaryota; Metazoa; Mollusca; Gastropoda; Stylommatophora; Geomitridae
Source: the annotation of a GenBank genome assembly